UUUUCAGUGUGUGUUGUUGUGAACAUGGGCUUUGUAAUGUGUGUGCCGCUGUAGAACAGACAAGAUCAGAAUUGUACGACAACCAUAUAUUCAGUUUCAACUUUUUAAGAAGCUUUAUCUUUUGCCUCUUACAUACUCGGAAGUAGUCCCAAGCACCCAUUUACAUUUGGUUACUCUACGUCUACGGAAUUCCCGAAAGUCGAGUGUGCAAGUUUAGAGUGAGCAUGGCAGCCAUCUUGGAUGGUCAAUUCUUUGAUUUCAGCAUGGGGCCAUCAGAUAAAACUUACCAGUCUUCCAGUAGUCCAGCAGUCAUUGUCCAGAUCAACGAUGUCUUGCUUACACCAAGCGAGCUCCUGUCACCAACCGCUUUGGAAUACCUUGCUGAGGAGAUCGAGAUCAACACCAUCGAUGAGUUAGCUGGAAUCAUAGACAGACAUGAUUUGAAAGCAUGCGAUAGAUCCAACAGUGAAGAUGCCCAUCAGAAGCCACAUGAGACUAUAAUGGCUGCCCAUGCACUGCUAGACAUAUCACCAACCACCAAUGGGGAGGAGAAGAAAUUCAUCACAGUAGAUUUUAUUAGAGACUCACCGCCUUCCAGUCCACUACCAGCAGAAAACAUUGACCCAGGCGUCGCUGAUGAGCAGGAAGAUGAUGAACAUGGUGUCUUGAAACAAAGAGUCUCUCACAUUCAUCUUGAUGAGGAAACAAUGAGAGAGCUCACACAGAAGGGAAUGGCAACACCAUCAGUGGAAACACUCAAUACCCUUAUGCAAGCUACACUAAGGCAAACGGACCCUAAUCAAGUACUGACAGUUCCUACAUCUCAGUUUGCCUUUGAGCCUCCAUCAGAACAUAACAUUGAGAUGAGUUAUGAAAUCAGCAUCGACUCUGACCACCAUCAAAACCACCAUCACAAACAUCAUCAUCACCAUGAAGGGAAGGACCAUAAACGGCAUAAAAAGUCUAAAAAGAGUCGUAAGCCAAAGGUCAAAUCAGAAUCGCCUCUUCAACUUUCAAAUGGUGGCAUCAGGAAAAAGCCCAAAGAUGCACACACAACAUAUCUCUGGGAGUUCUUACUGGAACUACUUCAGAACACUGAGAUGUGCCCCAGAUUCAUCAAGUGGACGAGCAGGGAACAGGGUAUCUUCAAGCUGGUUGACUCAAAGGCUGUUUCCAAGUUAUGGGGUAUACAUAAGAACAAGCCUGACAUGAACUAUGAGACCAUGGGUAGGGCUCUGAGGUACUACUAUCAAAGGGGGAUCCUUUCAAAGGUCGACGGGCAGAGGCUGGUAUACAAAUUUUGUGAGAUACCAAAGAAUAUCCGUGAAAUCGACUGCAGUUGAGGUAUUUUGGACUUCAGCAUACAGACAAUCUUCCAAAAAUCAGCCUUGUGACUGGUUAAACAUUUUACAGAGAUUCCAGAUUAUAUAUAAAUAUAUAGAUAUAUUAAGAGAUACUUUAUAUUGAUGUGUUUGAUCGAACCGCAUAUUCCAUACCAAAUUCAUGCAUCUGAAGAAGGAGAAGCGAGAUACCAAGUACUUGAGAAGGGAUUGUCGAUUUGAGAGCGAUUGGGACUUACUUGUUGCUGCCAGAUGAGAAAAGGAGAAAGUAUGGAGCAAUAGUCACAGGAAGCAAGGAAAAGCAUGGAUGAUCAUGGGAAGUGAUUUUCAUGUACCUCUUUCCAACAUGCUUGAAAAGACAUCACUUUGAAUGUUCAGAGAACGUGUCCAUUGUGGAAUGGAAAAUUUUGAAAAUUUGAAUCCCCACGUGGGAUUGUAUUCUUCUAAACUUUCCUUUUAAAAUAUUUUGUUAUAGAUGUUCAUUAAGUAAUUUUACAUAAAGAACAACAACUGUGGUACAUGGUACAACGAUAGCAUUAUAUCGUUAAUGAACCACUGAGUGAUGGCAUAUGAAUGGCAAUGGCAAGAUGGUGAUUUCUGGUCUUGAAGUCCUAAAAUAUCAGUAAAUGAGGAUCUAGAUUAGGAAAAACUUAUUUUCCCAUUAACAUAAAAAUGGUUCAUCUCAUGUUGUAAGAGCUUCCAUUUAUUUUUUUAAUUUGGAAACACAUUAAUUCAUCACCUGAAUUCCUGUACAAAAUUUCAUCUGUUGAUAGCCUAAAACUGCAAAAAUGGUAAUACCUGAAGAUGACGCUUUACAUUUCCAUCCAUCCCUUCUGGCUGUCUGUGUGGCUGUCUAGUUAUGACUUUAGAAUUAGUGGGGGUACAAUAUAUCAUGUGUGUGAGUAAGAUUGAAAGUAGGCAUGCAUAGAGUUUGCACCUUUGCAUAAAUAUGACCAGAUUAUGUCAGUUUAUUUGCCACACCUUGAUCCAAAUCAUUUUAUGAAUAUUCUCCCUGAUUGUCUCAAAAAUGAAGGCUACAAUUGUGAAUUGUAUGUUGAGUCUUUUAGUAUUUUCUGCUUGUGUAGGAAUGUAUUGUCUUCCACAACUACUGGUUGUUAAGGAUUUCAUGAUUGUUGAUGUGGUCUGUUAGGAGCCAGAAGUGGGAUAGCUCUGAAGGAUACGAGUUGACCUUCGCUCUUGGCUCUCAGCAGAUGAUAUAUGAGAAGUAGUGAAUAGGGAACAUGGGAAGUUUCUGGGGUGCCAUUUUGGUAUCAACAAAAACAGCUUUGGGAAGCAAUCAUAAUAAUUCAUUGUUCCCUCGGACUUCACCCUAUAAACAGAUCUAAUUUGACAUUUGUUUCUGAUUUUUCACCUUUGUUGACCUUUCCUAUCUUGACAUAUGAGAAAAUCCUUUUCAUAUUUGUUAAAAGUUUAUAAAGCCCCUGCAGAACAAUGAUAGAACAGAUUGCAAAACAAUAGGAUUUUCUAUUGUGUAUAUAAGAUUUUUUAAAUAAUUGUUUUGCAAUGUCUAAACAAGAUUUUAGUUGUAUUUAUUUUGUAUUUGUAUCACUAUCAGUUAAGACUUGUGUAUACAUGUAUGUAUCUUUAAAAGUGCAAAUAAUAUGGGUCAAGUUCUGGAAGAUUUGAUAGCAAUCGGGAGUAUAUUUGUUAGUCUAUGACGAAAGUUUAUAUUCUAAUAUUCUGAACUGAAUUCUUUAAAAUGUUAUUAAUAAGGUGCUUUAUCUUGACAUUUUAAAGGUCAGCUGUUUGAUUUUCAAAUUGUGAGUUCAAUUGUUUCAUCUGAUAAGGCUGUCCCCACACAUUAUACCUUUGUAUACAGCCUGAGAUUGUAUAUCUGCCAGGACAAGUACAAUGUCUGUUCAAGUUUACCACGUUUGAAUAUGUAGAUGUCCAUGUUUUUAAAGCUUUUUAUUGCCACUUUAUUUUCCCUACUUGCAAAACCUUGAAAAUAUAUGACUCCACAUAGAAUGCUCCAUGUCUCUCUCUCUUGUUCUCUUUUGCUGAUCAAUUGCAGGAGAGUGUCAAUUGAUUAUUUUACAUGGAUUUAAUGCACUCUAGCUUUCAUUAUACAAUAUUACCUUUUAAAACUGUUUAAUUCUUGAUAAAAUUCAUACAGAUCCUUUUUUACAUUGAAAAAUAUGGUGUUCUUAAGCUCUAUCGAUAAAAUACAUAUUCAUGAGGCUCUUAUCCAAUCAGAAAGCCACCUCAGGUGCUUAUUUUGUCUUCAAAUGAUCCAAAAGAGGCGGAGCCUAAUCCCAUUCGUGUAAUGGUUUCCGCGCGUGCUGCUUUCCAUCUAGUAAUUAUAUUUAAACGUUCUUAAGCUCUUCCUUUGACCUAAAAAGGAAAAUCAGAUGAAUACAAAAUUUAUUUUCAAAUUAUUCAUAGUGUUUAUUUUUUCCUAUUACCGGUGAAUAUUUGGAAUCGACUUUAAACUGUAAUUGUUGAAUAUGUUUCAUGUAAGUUGCAUUUGGUUAGUUUAUUUGAUCAAACCCCUUGAACUAAAACAUGUAGAUAGUAAUUGCAAUGCACAUAUAUUUUAAUAGCUUUUUGACGAUCUUGUCGAUUGUAAACAGUUAUUAGCCGGGCAUUAGUAGAUCAAUUGGGAAUAAGACAAACCAGUUUCUUGCCAUAAGAACUGAAUGUUUCAGUUGUACCUCAGACAAGGUUUUACUUGUUUUCCUGUUUUAAUGUUUACCACAUAAAAUGUGAUCUUUUUUAUUGUCUUUUUGUGCAAGAUAUUUUAACUUCAGGAUAUUAAGAGUCCUAUAUAAUGCUUGUACGAAGGAAAUGAUUAGGACACUGUUAGCUCAGCCAUCAUUAUGACUUAUAGAUAUAAACUGAAAUUGUAUGUACAUACUUUUGUAGAAAAUCCUUUAUUUUGUAGAAAUUCAGAGGGACCUGCCCUUACAUAAAAAAGAAAGAAAAAGAACAUCUUUGGAUUUUGAUAGGUAUUAACCUAAGCUCCUUUGGGUAACAAAUUAUUAAAGACUUUUGAGUGUACUGAUAUUCAUUGUAUGAACCAGGGCGCUAUGAACUCAUUAAUCUCGGUUGUAAAUAUUUCAUGGCCACUUUCAAAUGAUGAUAUUUUAUGCAACUCGUUCCUCUUGUAAAUUUGUGUAAAUAUUAUUUUUAUGUUUUGCUACAUAUUUUUCUUUCAUCCUCAACACAUGGGUUUAGUGUUUAUAUCUAUAUUUCUGGCAGCUUUUUUCUGGAGUUAAUUACUAUAUCCCAUUUUUGGGGUGAUGUAUUUUGACAAAAAUUUUCCCAGAAGAAUUUGUACAAUGUACAUGUAGAGUACUUUCACUGUCUUCAAAAAAUGUUUUAAAAAUCCAUUUUCAAUUAGGAAAACAAUAAAUGAUACUUGAAAUGCAACAAAAAGUCUUUUAUAGUGCAAGGUUGGAGCAUGUUUCUUUCAUUGAUAAAAGGAACAUAGCCCAUCAAUUUAAUCAAAUAAAAUGUAAUUACCAUCUAUCUGAUUUGUUGCUCUUUAUGUUACUCUAAACAGGAAAUUACAAUUUAUUUAUUCCCUAUUCACUGCCAUCAAGCUUGUUUAUGAAUGCAGCUUUAUACGCACAUACAUGUACCUUCUAAGAUUCUAGAGACUUGACUUUUCAGUAUCAUAUAGUGAAAUACAUUUUGAAACAAAAAGCCUGGUACCCGUUACUCUGUGUAACUUGUUCCUCGCAUUGUGACAUACAGGAUACAUAAAAUGCCUAAGCCUAAAAUGAGAGCAGUCCCUAGUUUUGUGAACUUCACUUAUUUUGAUUCAUUUAAAAAAAAAUGUAUUUGAUUAAAUCAGUGUCCUCAACUGGCAUAUUAGAUUAUAUUAUUGAAAUGUGUGUAGAUAACCAUUUUCAUAUGGUCAGAACCAAGAUUUCAUGAUGAAAUUGAAUGUACAAUGUAUGACCUCAUGCAUUCUAGGCCUUUAAAAUGUACGCCCUUAAAUUUAGAGAUGUUAUGGGAAUUGUCUUUAAAAAAAUAACAUAACACUAAUUUGACUACCGUACAAAUAAGCAAGAUAUGCCAGAUAAAUUUGUUUAAGUUGUACAUGUUUAGUUGAUGAAGUGAAUAAGGCCUACUGAAAUAGCACGUAGUCCCAUGUGUGUAUAUGUGUUAGCACUCAUUAGUUUGUAUUUGCAGUAAAAUAUCCCAUGUUGGUUGACAAUUUGUUUGUCAGAACACCCCAGUUUAAUGCAUGCUUUUAAUUCAGAAUGAUUCAUUCUUUCAUUCAUUCAUUUUAAUUACCAAAAUGUUAAAGAUACAUUGAAUGUGAGUAUGCAUUGGUAUUCGGUAAUUUAGCCAGUUUUGGUCUUUAAAGAAUGUGUAGUUCCACGUUUCCAUCGACUGAACUCGCCAGAAUAUCAAUGAAAAUGAAUUCAAGUAUUAUGGGAUAUAGAAUACGGCACCAGGGAUUUGAGCUCUUUGAAAUCAAGGCUUGUUCACAUUCCGAGGCAAUGAAUUGUUUAUAAAAUGUACAGUGUUAAAAUGAUAUUUGUUAUGUAAUUAAAAUGACAACAUCGAA
Messenger RNA from Strongylocentrotus purpuratus (purple sea urchin), 5883 nucleotides. Its product is annotated as ETS-related transcription factor Elf-2. The record is from RefSeq and is a predicted model, not a curated record. NCBI's taxonomy places the organism in Eukaryota, Metazoa, Echinodermata, Echinoidea, Camarodonta, Strongylocentrotidae. Gene Ontology annotation, biological process: regulation of transcription by RNA polymerase II; cell differentiation. Gene Ontology annotation, cellular component: nucleus. The coding region runs from base 225 to 1343 and encodes 372 amino acids. The transcript is spliced from 10 exons. Gene Ontology annotation, molecular function: sequence-specific DNA binding; DNA-binding transcription factor activity, RNA polymerase II-specific.